Auanema sp. JU1783 is the source of this 1626-nucleotide messenger RNA. Lineage: Eukaryota; Metazoa; Nematoda; Chromadorea; Rhabditida; Rhabditidae. The record is from the annotation of a GenBank genome assembly.
AUGUCUAAAUCAAGACGUAUACAUGAUGUCCCAGACGACAUUUUCCUCACCUUCAAUAGCAGACUUUUUGGAGUAGAGAAGGCACCCGUUAAAAUUUCAAAAGACGAGCAGGAAUGGCUACUAAAUUCAUCAGUCUUUGGUACAGCAAUGUACGAGAGCAAGCUAUUUUUCUCCUUUUUUUAUGGCUUCUGGCCAAACUCGGAAGUCUACCACUUGGAUGACGUUAUGGGAAAAUGUUUAAGAGCGACAAGGGACUUGGAAAAGAACGAUUUGAUUUCUGGCUACUAUGGAUUUUUACGACUCUAUGAAACUGCUGAAAAAAGUGAAAUUUUCGACACACACUCUCUAAAAAUUAGUGAGAAACUGAUUUAUGAUGGCUCCAUAGCUGCCGCUUCAUCUAAAGAACUUCCGGGCUUCCAAUUUUUCGGAACAUUUGCGAAACACUCUAAGAAGCAUGCUAACAGUCUAUUGGAUGUAAACCACGCGUUCAAAGGAGUUCCAUGCUAUUUUUUACGAGCUUCCAAAAAUAUAGCUAAGGGGGAUCAGAUAUUAUGUGAUUAUCGACACGAUGAUAGGAAAUUUAACGACAACAAGGAACCCUCUCCCUCUAUCAAUUUCUGUCCUUGCGAAUCCUGUUAUAUCCCUCAACAAGCUCAGGCUAACAAGUUUAAUAAGCCCACGCUUCACUACACUCCACAGCAGUAUGAGGUAACCAAUUCUAUAGAGGACUCUACACCGUCUCUCAUUAAUGCUCAUUCUGAUCGUCUAAGUUUGAGACCUCGCCCAACUAAACACUCUCGGUAUGAGCCAUGCACACUUCGCUAUACUCCGCAGCAGUAUGAGGUAGCCAGUUCUAUAGAGGAAUCUGCACCGUCUCUCAUUAAUGCUCAUUCUGAUCGUCUGAGUUUGAGACCUCAUCCAACUAAACGCUCUCGGUAUGAGCCAUGCACACUUCGCUAUACUCCACAGCAGUAUGAGGUAGCCAGUUCUAUAGAGGAAUCUACACCGUCUCUCAUUCAUGCUUAUUCUGAUCGUCUGAGUCUGAGACCUCAUCCAACUAAACACUCUCAAUAUGAUCCAUGCACAGUUCGCUACACUCCACAGCAGUAUGAGGUAACCAAUUCGAAUGAUGACGCUGCCCCGCCUCUCAUUCAUGCUUAUUCUGAUCGCCUGAGUUUGAGACCUCGCCCAACUAAACACUCUCAGUAUGAUCCAUGCACACUUCGCUAUACUCCGCAGCAGUAUGAGGUAGCCAGUUCUAUAGAGGAAUCUGCACCGUCUCUCAUUAAUGCUUAUUCUGAUCGUCUGAGUAUGAGACCUCACCCAACUAAACGCUCUCAGUAUGAGCCAUGCACAGUUCGCUACACUCCACAGCAGUAUGAGGUAACCAAUUCGAAUGAUGACGCUGCCCCGCCUCUCAUUAAUGCCGAUCCUGUGCAGGGCUCGUUCCCAUAUCACGACCAUGACGACGACGAAUUCUUUGAUGAAGAUAAUCUCGUAACCGACGACGUAAAUAAGAACAUCGAAAAUUUGCCGUCGCAAUUCAUGACGGUAGAUGCGGGACAAGGUCUGCGUGAAAAUGAUUACCAGGUGAACAAUAUCAUCGACAAUCCCCAAACUCAAUGA